Molecule: messenger RNA, 3885 nt
Organism: Phyllotreta striolata
Lineage: Eukaryota; Metazoa; Arthropoda; Insecta; Coleoptera; Chrysomelidae
Source: the annotation of a GenBank genome assembly
AUGACAUCGACCACUACGACAAUUAGAAAAUCUUAUGGGAAUAGACGUUUGUAUGCCUUUCCGGAGGAUUAUCCUUUUCGUUUUCAAAAACAGAAAAGUGCCGCAGUGCCCAAAAAGAACGAGGACGUGCCUAAAUUGAUAAAAUACAUCGAUGAUAACAUCGUUGGGAAGAACAAUGCCUUUUUGGGACCGUUUGGCCGGAGGAAAGUGGUAUUUUGCGAUUACGCGGCAUCGGGUAGAUCUUUACAAUUCAUAGAAGAAUACAUUCUGAGGGAAGUUUUGCCGACAUACGGAAAUACGCCUUACACUACAAGCAUAUCGUCUCUUCAAACUACAUUAUUUAGACAAGAAGCCAGGGAUAUAAUCAGAACUGCCGUAAACGCUUCGGAAGACGAUGCGGUAAUAUUCUCCGGGCACGGAUGUUCGGACGCUUUAGAAAAAUUAAUUACUGCCCUAGAUAUAAGGGAACCACCAGUAGUGUUUACUGGAUCGACUGAACACAAUGACAAUUUACACUUGUGGCAAAAAACCGGCGCCAAGCUGGUGCGAAUAGGAGAAACCAAAGACGGUCUGCUCGACCUGGCCGAGCUGGAGACCCAGCUGAAGUUCCACCAAAACAGCGGCAGGCAGAUGAUCGGCUGCUUCUCGGUGGCCUCCAGCGUCACGGGCAUCGUCAUCGACGAUCUCGCCUGCACGAUACUCCUGCACCAGUACGGCGCCCUCUCCUUCUGGGACUUCAACUUCGGCGCGCCCUCCGUACAGGCGGACAUGAAUCCCGCCCUGCCCGGCGUCGAGGAGAACUCCCCGUCGGGCUACAAGGACGCCAUGUACUUCUCCGGGCACAAGUUCAUCGGCGGAGUACAAACGCCGGGUAUAUUAAUCGCCAAGAAGUCCAUCUUUAGGUGCAUAAACAAUUGCGAUCCGGACGGUUUGUUCAUCUCGAACGAUCAGGACAAGAAUUUUGAUAUACAAGAGGACGGGAAUUGCGCGGCUGUGGUGGAAUCGAUUCGAGCGGGGCUCGUCAUGCAGCUGAAAGAAACCGUUUCUGUGGCCAACAUCGUACAAAGGCAGGAAAAAAUUAAUAAGCAAAUGCUGCAACACAUCAGGACCAUACCGGAGCUGAUACUGCUGGGCAACAACUCGCCCAAUCUGAAGCGGAUUCCGGUCUUCUCGUUCCUCGUGCGACAUCCGCGAGGAAGUUACCUGCACCACAACUUCGUCUGCGCCGUCCUCAACGACGUGUUCGGCAUACAGGCGAGGGCCGGCUGCCCCUGCUCGGGGGCCUACGCCCAGGAAUUGCUCGGCAUCGAUCACAGCCUAGCCGAUCAGUACGAGAGCAUUAUAUUGGAAGAUCGGCGAUUGAGCAGCCUGAACCUCGGGGUGGACAAUUCGACGUUGGAGUUGCUGAGGCCCGGCUUCACCAGGAUCAGUCUUCCUUAUUUCAUAAACGACGCCGAGCUGGCCUUCAUCAUGGAAGCCGUGAAGAUGGUGGCCACCGAAGGUUGGAAAUUACUGCCGCAAUACGUGGUGGACUUGGAGACGGCCGAAUGGCGGCAUCACUCCAACGUCGUCUCCAAAGACAGAAAAUGGCUGUCUUCCAUUAGAUAUUUAGAGGGAAAAAUGACGAUGAACGAAAGGAGGAUAUCGGGACCCGGCUUGUUUCCACAAAACUACUCCGAAUGCUUACAAACUGCCAGGAACCUGUUCAACAGAGCCAGGAAGACCGCCAACAGAGGCGCUUAUCAGGACCAAGGAAUCACCUUCGACGCUCGAGGAGAGAAAUUGAGAUGGUUUAUGCUCCAACACGAAGCGCAAGAUUUACUAACCAGCAAUGCUCAGAACGUCAAGCAGAAGGUGCCCUUUGAUCCAGUCAAUAAUUUACUAUGUAGAAAGGAUCGAGAAAGAGAUAAAUCUAAAGAAAGGGCUGUAACACCUCCUCAAGCAGUACCUCCUAACGGUUCACCGAGACACUACAGUCUUCCUGCCAUCGACGAUCCGAAAUUGCUCACCUGCUCCUCGCCCGUGCCCUAUUUCCUGCAGGACGUCAACGGCUUGUACUACCCGCAGAUGGCCCAACAGCAGGUGAACUUCGCCGUCGGCGAAGCCGUCAGCUCCACCAACUUGAACCACCUGCAGCAGAACUUCGUCAGAGAAAGGUGCCUUAGCCUGGGCGCCCCGACGGUCGCCUCGCCCGUCCUCAGCCCGUCGACGCGCGUCAGCCUCGGCGUGCACGGCCGCCAGCGCCAGCUCAGCUACAGCAGCCAGGAGCCCAACUCGCUGGAGAGCGAAUCCAACCAGAUGUCGCCCACCCACAGCCUGAACGUGCUGUCGAACAGCAGCUUCGACUGCCUGCAGUGCGGCCGCGCCUCGCCGGCGCCCGACCUCCAGACCUACGUGCAGGAGAUGACCAAGGAGAUCGCCACCAACAUCAAGAGCGAGAUCCGCGAGGUGAUAUCGAAGGUGGAGGACGCCUUGGAGAACGCCGACAGCGUUUGCUCGUUCUACGAGCGGCACGGCAGCGGCAGCGAAGACGGUCGAAGCGAUUCCAUCUCUGCUAAUGAAGUGGCGGAAUACUUGGAAAAAGUCUCCAUGGAGAUGGUGAACGAGGUGAAAUGCGAGAUCCGCGACGUGGUUAGCGCAGUGGACGUGUUCAUCACUCCCGACAAUCCGGACAAGCUCACUUAUUCCCGCACGUCGAGCGUCGGUACCUCCACCGAGCCGUCCAAACCGGCGCCCGACGACUCGGCGCAGCCAAUCAACAAAUCGGCCAGCUCGGACAAGCUGCAGAACGACGACGAGGAGAAGGCGCGCAAGUCCAAGGUGCUGUCGUCGACGGUGGCGAGCGUCAGCAGCCAGGACAGCGGCAUCAAUCUGUCGUUCCACGAGCAGGAGCACUUCCUCAACGGCGAGCAGAAGGCCAGGAGCAAUUCGGAAUCGUUGCACGCGCCGAGGAAAUCCGAUUCGGAUAUUCGGUUCUCCACGUUGCAGAAACACAGGCCUAAGCUGUUUAGGGAUCUCAGCGACGAUCACCAUUUGCUGGAAGUCAUCGCACACAGGUACAAUUCUCCGCCGAAAACCAUUUGGGAGCCAUCGUUAGAGGCCAUCGGCGAAUUCGACAUGAUCAAAAACGGCGAUAAAGUGAUGGUGUGCCUGUCCGGCGGCAAGGACUCCCUCUGUCUUCUCCACAUGCUGCUCCAGUACCAAAACUUCGUCAAGUCCAAAGGCCUGCUCUUCAGCAUCGGCGCCGUGACGGUGGAUCCGGAUUCCUCCGGUUGCGAUCCCUGCAUGCUGAUACCCCAUCUCAAGACCUUGGGCGUUCACUACAUAAUAGACGACAGGAAGCCUGAUGUGGGAAACGAACCAGAGAAAUUCGAAGGCGCCAAGGAGAAUUACUACACGUUCUGCACCCCUGCGCUGAGACAGCGGUUGUAUUCUUCGGCUAAAAGUUCCGGAUACAACGUAUUAGCCAUCGGGCAGCAUUUAGACGACGUGUGCGAGAGCUUCUUAUUAUCAGUCUUCCAUACGGGAAGAUUGAGAACUUUGAGGGCCCAUUACUUCAUAAGAGAGCACGAUCUGCGCGUGGUGCGGCCGUUCAUCUACGUGCGCGAGAAGGUGCUGCGCCAGUACAGCACGAACGAGAACCUGCCCGUUCUGACGGGCUCGUCGAGCCCGAAGCUGACCAAGGAGAGCCAGCGCAUCAAGCAGGUGCUCAUCCAGCAGGAGAUCCACUUCCCCAAGUUGUUCAGCAACCUGCGCUGCGCGCUGCAUCCGUUGAUCGGCUUCGAAAUCGACCAGUGCGAGAUAUACAGGAAGAGAUUGAAGGCGAGCGACGGUAGCGGAUCUGAUGAGGAAACUGACGAGGAGCCUGUUGUGAAGGGGGAUUGA